This is a messenger RNA of Photinus pyralis (common eastern firefly), 1197 nucleotides long. RefSeq lists its product as uncharacterized. The coding region runs from base 1 to 1197 and encodes 398 amino acids. The record is from RefSeq and is a predicted model, not a curated record. The transcript has a single exon. NCBI's taxonomy places the organism in Eukaryota, Metazoa, Arthropoda, Insecta, Coleoptera, Lampyridae.
AUGGCAUCGGAAAAAGUUUAUGAAGCAUUAGUGGAUCUCUUGCAUCAACAAGAUCGUAGACUUCAACUGUUGGAGCACACAUUGAAGGAAACCGUAUCUACCAAUCCAUCAUCAGUGUCCAACAGUAGUGAAUUGAUCAUCGAGGCUUUGGCAAACAGCAUAAAGGAAUUUUCAUACGAUCCAGAAGACCACAACACGUUUGACAAGUGGUACAAUCGAUAUGAAGACACCUUUAUCGCAGCCAAGACUCAAAUCAAUGAGGAUGCACAAAUCAGACUUCUGUUGCGGAAACUCGAUCAUCCAUCUCAUACGAAAUAUGUCAACUAUAUACUGCCCCGUACAGUGAAAGAUUUCAACUUCGAAGAGACCGUGAAGAAACUCAAGGCGAUAUUAUGUCCACAGACAUCAUUUUUCAACCGACGUUUCAAUUGUCUUCAAAUGAAGAAGAAAGAUUCAGACGAUUUCGUAACAUAUGCAGGGAAAGUGAAUCGAAACAUAGAAGACUUCAUUUUCUCCGAGCUGGGUGUCGAACAAUUUAAAUGCUUAAUCUUUAUAUCAGGACUUCAAUCACACAAGGACAGUGACAUCCGUGCUAGAUUAUUACGUAGAUUGGAUACUCACACUACCGAAAAUCCUAUUGAGCUACAUCAUUUGGUUCAGGAGUGCCAGAAGAUGAUCGCAUUGAAACAAGAUACGGCACUGGUAGAAAACAAAAAUCCAGUUGUCUCUAAGGUAGAAUACAAGAAACAUCCGCAUCCACGUAAUAACAAUAAGCAACCAACUGCGACGGAUUUACCGAAAUAUCCAUGUUGGAAAUGUGGUGGAAUGCAUUUUGUGAAAUCGUGUGAAUUUAUCAAACACACAUGCACCGAUUGUAAGGGUGUAGGCCAUAAGGAAGGUUAUUGCAAGAGCGGUAAACAGAACAAUUCUCAUCAGGGGUAUAAAUCGAAUCCCAAAGCAGGGAAAGGCAAAUCUGUCGCUCAAACCAAACACGUAAGCAUUCCCAAUGUUCAUAAAGUGAAUUUCCAACAUAAAAGAAAGUAUGCUACCGUACAUAUUAAUGGUAAAAUGACGAAGCUUCAAUUGGAUACCGCAUCAGAUAUCACCAUUAUAUCAUCAGAUAUUUGGAAACAAAUUGAUGUACCAAAACUGAACACACGUCAUUUCAAGCGAAAAAUGCAUCAGGAGAUCCUCUAG